Arabidopsis arenosa is the source of this 1016-nucleotide messenger RNA. The record is from the annotation of a GenBank genome assembly. NCBI's taxonomy places the organism in Eukaryota, Viridiplantae, Streptophyta, Magnoliopsida, Brassicales, Brassicaceae.
UGAGAAAAAGAAAAAAAAACAGAGUAAAAAUGAACGAUUUAUUCUCUAAUUCAUUCAAGAAGAACCAGGCUCAACUGGGAGAUGUUGAGGCAGGUCAAGAAACGAUGAACCUCGACAAAUUCUUUGAGGAUGUCGAGAAUGUGAAGGACGACAUGAAAGGAGUCGAGACUCUUUAUAAGAAGCUUCAAGACUCGAAUGAAGAGUGCAAGACGGUUCACAAUGCCAAGAAAGUGAAAGAGCUACGAGCUAAGAUGGAUGGGGACGUAGGAAUGGUCCUUAAAAGAGUUAAAAUCAUUAAGCAGAAGCUCGAAGCCUUAGAGAAAGCGAAUGCUAAUAGCCGUAAUGUCCCGGGUUGUGGGCCCGGUUCGUCUACGGAUAGGACUCGAUCUUCUGUAGUUAGCGGUCUCGGGAAGAAGCUCAAAGACUUGAUGGAUAGUUUCCAAGGUCUGCGUGCUCGUAUGAACAAUGAGUAUAAGGAAACCGUAGAGCGCAGGUAUUUCACAAUAACAGGAGAAAAAGCAGACGAGCAAACAAUCGAUAACUUGAUAGCAAGCGGUGAGAGCGAGAAUUUUCUCCAAAAAGCGAUCCAAGAGCAAGGAAGAGGUCAAAUCCUAGACACGAUAUCUGAGAUCCAGGAGAGACAUGAUGCAGUGAAGGAGAUAGAGAAGAAUCUACUGGAGCUUCACCAAGUUUUCUUGGACAUGGCAGCUCUAGUGGAAGCACAAGGGCAACAACUAAACAACAUAGAGAGCCAUGUGGCGAAAGCGAGCUCGUUUGUGAGAAGAGGGACUGAUCAGCUCCAAGACGCGAGGGAGUACCAAAAGAGCUCCAGGAAAUGGACUUGUUACGCCAUCAUCCUCUUCAUCGUCAUCUUUAUCCUCCUUCUCAUUCCCCUUCUACCUCACAUAAUGCUCAUGUUGAAGAAGUGAAUUUGCUAGAGAGUUGAACUUGAUUCUCAAAAAUCAUCUCUUCGCUUGUUUUUUUUUUUGUUUUGUUAAUAUAUGGAAUGGAAUAGU